This is a messenger RNA of Temnothorax curvispinosus, 432 nucleotides long. RefSeq lists its product as uncharacterized. Gene Ontology annotation, biological process: DNA integration. The record is from RefSeq and is a predicted model, not a curated record. The annotation marks the transcript as partial. Gene Ontology annotation, molecular function: nucleic acid binding. Lineage: Eukaryota; Metazoa; Arthropoda; Insecta; Hymenoptera; Formicidae. The transcript has 2 exons.
GCAUCGGUCGUCGAGCGAUUCAAUCGCACGUUAAAGAAUAACAUGUGGAAGAUGUUUACGUUCAACGGAACUUACAAGUGGAUCGACGAGCUACCGCGUCUCAUCGCGGAGUACAACGCGCGCAAGCAUCGAACGAUCGGCAUGCGGCCUGUCGACGUUACUCCUGCAAUCGUUAAAAGACUCUUAACCACGGUGUACAGUGCGAUCAAGAUCGCCAGGUUUGACAAAGUUCAAACAACCUAUCUGCUGGAGGACUAUCGCGGAAAAUCUAUCGCUGGAGCGUUCUAUGAGCACGAGUUACAUCGCGUGGCUUACCCGGACACGUAUCUCGUGGAGAAAGUACUGCGCAGGAGGGGAGACGAGGUCUACGUGAAAUGGCUGGGAUUCGAUGGAUCGCACAACUCAUGGAUACACAAGGACAAUGUUAUUUAA